Elaeis guineensis (African oil palm) is the source of this 1058-nucleotide messenger RNA. RefSeq names its product mitochondrial import inner membrane translocase subunit TIM23-1. Gene Ontology annotation, molecular function: transmembrane protein transporter activity. The record is from RefSeq and is a predicted model, not a curated record. Gene Ontology annotation, cellular component: TIM23 mitochondrial import inner membrane translocase complex. Lineage: Eukaryota; Viridiplantae; Streptophyta; Magnoliopsida; Arecales; Arecaceae. Gene Ontology annotation, biological process: protein import into mitochondrial matrix.
AUCCAAGGGACAAGGCUACGAUCUGUCACACAGCUCAUCGAUACCCUAAUAUAAAACCCUCUCCUCUCGCCGCCUUCGCAUUCCCCUACUCUCUUCCGCUCCGGCGUCCUCGGAGACCAAAUAAAAGGAACCUCUUUCUCCCUCUUCUCCUGUCUAAAUCCGUCGCUCUCUUCCCGCGAAUCCACCCAAACCCUAGAAUUCAGAGACGAGAGGAGAAGAAAAGAGAGAAGAUUCGAUGGCCGAUAGGGGAAUCUACGGCGGCGACGAGCUCGAUCGCCGGCAGGAGCCCAGCCGGCGACUCUACAACCCCUAUCAGGAUCUCCAGAUCCCCUACCGGACCCUUUACGACCUUCCCACCUCGCCGGAGUUUCUCUUCCAGGAGGAGUCCGUGGCCCAGCGCCGCUCCUGGGGCGAGAACCUCACCUACUACACCGGCAUCGGGUACCUGACAGGCGCCGUCGCGGGCGCCUCCCUCGGCCUCCACCGCGCCCUCCGCGCCGCCGAGCCUGGCGACACCCUGAAGAUCCGCGUCAACCGCAUCCUGAACUCGUCCGGCCAGGACGGACGCCGGAUCGGGAACCGCCUCGGCGUGCUCGGCCUCCUGUACGCGGGGAUGGAGAGCGGGAUGGUCGCCACCAGGAACACCGACGAUUGGAUCAACAGCGUGUCUGCUGGGCUCGGCACCGGGGCCCUGUUCAAGGCCGCGAAUGGGCCGCGCUCGGCGGCCGUCGCCGGUGCCAUCGGGGGGCUGAUGGUGGGAGCUGCUGUUGCUGGGAAGCAGAUGUUGAAGAGAUACGUGCCUAUCUAGGGUUUGUUUGGAAUCCUCCUCGCCCCUGAUUUCUCCCUUUUUGUUUCCUGAUUCUAGAGGAGAAGAUAUAUGUGUCUCAAUUUUGCACUUACAUGUAACCAUGAAAAUGACCGGAAAGGUCGAAUAUUUGAUUGGAAUUAGCCGAUAAAAACAAUUUUAUCCAUUUAAACUUUGCUAUGAUAGUAUAACGGUUUGUAUUUUGGAAUUUGAAUAUUAAUUUAUGUGGCUCUGUUCUUGUUGUUUAUUUCAA